Messenger RNA from Homarus americanus (American lobster), 3084 nucleotides. RefSeq names its product collagen alpha-5(IV) chain-like. The transcript is spliced from 5 exons. Lineage: Eukaryota; Metazoa; Arthropoda; Malacostraca; Decapoda; Nephropidae. The coding region runs from base 1 to 3084 and encodes 1027 amino acids. The record is from RefSeq and is a predicted model, not a curated record.
AUGGCGCCACAGAAAGAAUAUCUUCCACGUCAUCCAGACCUCACACUUAACGACCGUAGUCCAGAUUUCAUACUUAACGACCGUAGCCUAGACCUCACACUUAACGACCGUAGUCCAGAUCUCACACUUAACGACCUUAGUCUAGACCUCACACUUAACGACCGUAGUCCAGAUUUCAUACUUAACGACCGUAGUCUAGACCUCACACUUAACGACCGUAGUCCAGAUCUCACACUUAACGACCUUGUGCUUAAAGCCCGCUAUGUACAGCAGACUUUAGACGCCAGCCCCUCUCCAGAACUCUCAGCUGGUGAUGACGAGAGAUCCCGAUAUACCCCCAGGAUCCAAAUAUACCCCCAGGAUCCCGAUAUACCCCCAGGAUCCCGGUAUAACCCUAGGGUCCCGGUAUACCCACAGGAUCCCGGUAUACCCCCAGGAUCCCGAUAUAACCCGGUAUACCCCAGGAUCCCGGUAUACCCAGGAUCCCGAUCCCAGGAUCCCGAUAAACCCCCAGGAUCCCGAUAUACCCCCAGGAUCCAAAUAUACCCCAGGAUCCCAUAUACCCCCAGGAGAUAUAUAUCCUGGUAUACCCCAGGAUCCCUGAUAUACCCCAGGAUCCCGGUAUACCCCCGGAUCUAUAACCCAGGUCCCGGUAUCCAGGAUCAUGUAUAUAUCCUGGUAUACCCCAGGAUCAGUAUACCCACAGGAUCCCGGUAUACCCCCAGGAUCCAAAUAUACCCCAGGAUCCCCCCAGGAUCCCGGUAUACCCCAGGAUCGGUAUACCCCAGGAUCCUGGUAUACCACAUCCGGUAUACCCACAGGAUCCCGGUAUACCCCCAGGAUCCAAAUACCCCCAGGAUGCCCCCGGUAUCCCCCAGGAUCCCGGUAUACCCCCAGGAUCCUGGUAUACAGGAUCACGGUAUACCCACAGGAUCCCGGUAUACCCCCAGGAUCCAAUAUACCCCAGGAUACCCCCAGGAUCCCAGGAUAUGCCCCCAGGAUCCCUGGUAUACCCCCAGGAUCACGGUAUACCCACAGGAUCACGGUAUACCCCAGGAUCCAAAUAUACCCCAGGAUCCCGAUAUACCCCCAGGAUCCGAUAUAGGAUCCCGGUAUACCCCAGGUGGGAUCCCGGUAUACCCCCAGGAUCCCGAUAUAACCCCUAGGGAUCCCGGUAUAACCCUAGGGUCCCGGUAUACCCACAGGAUCCAAAUAUACCCCCAGGAUCCCGGUAUACCCCCAGGAUCCCGGUAUACCCCAGGAUCCCGGUAUACCCCAGGAUCCCGGUAUACCCCAGGAUCCCGGUAUAUUCCCCAGGAUCGGUAUACCCCAGGAUCCGGUAUACCCCCAGGAUCCAAUAUACCCCCAGGAUCCCCGUAUACCCCCAGGAUCCCGGUAUACCCCCAGGAUCCUGGUAUACCCCAGGAUCACGGUAUACCCACAGGAUCCCGAUAUACCCCCAGGAUCCCAAUAUACCCACAGGAUCCCGGUAUACCCCCAGGAUCCCGAUAUACCCCCAGGAUCCCGGUAUACCCCAGGAUCCCGGUAUACCCCCAGAUCCAAAUAUACCCCCAGGAUCCCGAUAUACCCCAGGAUCACGGUAUACCCACAGGAUCCCGGUAUACCCCCAGGAUCCCGGUAUACCCAUUGGGAUCCCGGUAUACCCCAGGAUCCCGAUAUACCCCCAGGAUCCCGGUAUACCCCCAGGAUCCUGGUAUUCCCCAGGAUCCCGGUAUACCCACAGGAUCCCGGUAUACCCACAGAUUCCGGUAUACCCCAGGAUCCCGGUACCCACAGGAUCCCGGUAUACCCCCAGGAUCCCGAUAUACGCCCAGGAUUCCGGUAUACCCCCAGAUCCGGUAUACCCCAGGAUCCCGGUAUACCCCCAGGAUCCAAAUACCCCCAGGAUCACGGUAUACCCACAGGAUCACGGUAUACCCACAGGAUCCCGGUAUACCCCCAGGAUCCAAAUAUACCUCAGGAUCCCGGUAUACCCACAGGAUCCCGGUAUACCCACAGGAUCCCGGUAUACCCACAGGAUCCCGGUAUACCCCACAGGAUCCCGGUAUACCCCAGGAUCCCGGUAUACCCACAGGAUCCCGGUAUGCUACCCCAGGAUCCCGAUAUACCCCGAGGAUCCUGGUAUACCCCCAGGAUCCCGGUAUACCCCCAGGAUCCCGAUAUACCCCCAGGAUCCGGUAUACCCCCAGGAUCCCGGUAUACCCACAGGAUCACGGUAUACCCACAGGAUCCCGAUAUACCCCCAGGAUCCCGAUAUACCCCCAGGAUCCCGAUAUACCCCGGGAUCCUGGUAUACCCCAGGAUCCCGAUAUAACCCUAGAGCGGUAUACCCCAGGAUCCCGAUAUAACCCUAGAUCCCGGUAUACCCCCAGGAUCCCGAUAUACCCCCAGGAUCCCGAUAUACCCCUCAGGAUCCCGAUAUACCCCCAGGAUCGAUAUAACCCUGGGAUCCCGUAUACCCCCAGGAUCACGGAUCCCGAUAUACCCCCAGGAUCCCGAUAUACCCCCAGGAUCCCGGUAUACUCCCCAGGAUCCCGAUAUAACCCUAGGAUCCCGGUAUACCCACAGGAUCACGGUAUACCCCCAGGAUCCCGAUAUACCCCAGGAUCCCGAUAUACCCUCAGGAUCCUGAUAUACCCCCAGGAUCCCGGUAUACCCCAGGAUCCCGAUAUAACCCUAGGAUCCCGGUAUACCCCCAGAUCCGAUAUUCCCCAGAUCCUGGUAUACCCCCAGGAUCACGGUAUACCCCAGGAUCCAAAUAUACCCCAGGAUCCCGAUGAUAUACCCCCAGGAUCCCGGUAUACCCCCAGGUCUGAUAUACCCCCAGGAUCCGGUAUACCCCAGGAUCCCGAUAUACCCCUGGGAUCCUGGUAUACCCCAGGAUCCCGAUAUAACCCUAGGAUUCCCGGUAUACCCCAGGAUCCCGAUAUACCCCAGAUCCUAUACCCCCAGGAUCACGGUAGCCCCAGAUCCAAAUAUACCCACAGGAUCCCGAUAUACCCCCAGGAUCCCAGUCUAUCCGCCAUCAUUGGGUCAAAAUAUUAUUCGGUGAUAAGGGUCUAG